This is a messenger RNA of Zerene cesonia (dogface butterfly), 845 nucleotides long. RefSeq names its product probable 39S ribosomal protein L49, mitochondrial (gene mRpL49). Gene Ontology annotation, molecular function: structural constituent of ribosome. Gene Ontology annotation, biological process: translation. The transcript is spliced from 2 exons. Gene Ontology annotation, cellular component: ribosome; mitochondrial large ribosomal subunit. Bases 124 to 810 code for a protein of 228 amino acids. The record is from RefSeq and is a predicted model, not a curated record. NCBI's taxonomy places the organism in Eukaryota, Metazoa, Arthropoda, Insecta, Lepidoptera, Pieridae.
AUCCCACGAAACUGUCAAAAACCACAAUAAAAAGUCAAUUAGACACUCAAUGCACCAUAAUAUGCGAAAUAGUUCAAUAAAAACACGCAAAUAAACUUAGAAAACGAUUUUUGAAAAGCCCAAAUGUCUGCAGGCGUCCGCCAUAAUGUUUCCUUCGAAACGAAUAAUAUAGUUCUUAUUGCUCUUGUAGCAAGCAAUCGCUCAGCGCUCUAUUCGCUAUUCAAAAUGGCGACCGUGUGGCGUUCACAGUGCGCGUUUGCACGAUUUUUUGUUGGAAAAACCGGGUUGAUCCUGAACAACACUGCUGAUUUGGGUACAAAAGUCGCCCCGAAGUUUAUAUCGGUACUAUCAUCAAGAAGAGAUUAUUCAAAUUAUGCGCAUUCUCCAUUUGUAGAGAAAGUUAAAGAACAAUAUGAUUACGAGAUAGUAAAAAAUCCACCAGAAUGGAAAUACGUAGAAAGGCUUAUGCCUUUUGAAAGCAUUCCUAAAGUGACGCCAAAGGAAUCGUAUCCGUCGGGAUGGAUCCCACCAAAAGAAGAAGCUAACAAUUUACCAUUUUUCAUUCAAAGAACGAAAAAGCAUGACGUGCCUAUUUACUUAGAUAUAACUUACAGGGGGAUGCGAAAAAUAUCGAAAAUUAAAAAAAUUGAGGGUGAUAUUUGGUUAAUGAACGAUGAAAUUAAAGAUUACCUCAAGAAGAGAUAUAAUAGAUAUGUUGAAACAAGAGUUCACGAACUAGGCAAAUUUAUCGAAGUUAAGGGUGACUUUGUCAAUGCUUUAACAGAAUGGGCGUAUUCGAAAGGAUUUUAAAGUAGUUGAAAAUUAAAAUAAAAUUUAUCGAUGAA